AUGACAUCGUCUAGAAGCAACUACCGCGUGAUAACGGCGGAAGAAGAGGAGGCGGCCGGCUUGUGCGUGGGCUGGAUCUUUCUCUAUAUGGCGGUGCUCUACAUCUGCUUCUUCGCCUUCUCCGCAGUGAUCUCCUACACUCAUGUGUUUGCUCGCGCCACCAGGUUCGACAAGAUCUUCUGGGGGAUCCUGGGAGUGCCCUGUCUGCUCAUCGCCGUCGGCAUCAUCUACCUGCUUCUACGGGAGGACUCGCCCUUCCGCAACAAGCGUGCCACCGCCCGUGUCGCCGACCUGCCGCCCGCCGAUGUGUGCUAG
Triticum turgidum subsp. durum (durum wheat) is the source of this 315-nucleotide messenger RNA. The record is from the annotation of a GenBank genome assembly. Lineage: Eukaryota; Viridiplantae; Streptophyta; Magnoliopsida; Poales; Poaceae.